Messenger RNA from Alligator sinensis (Chinese alligator), 976 nucleotides. RefSeq names its product E3 ubiquitin-protein ligase RNF13. Bases 139 to 879 code for a protein of 246 amino acids. The record is from RefSeq and is a predicted model, not a curated record. The transcript has 8 exons. Lineage: Eukaryota; Metazoa; Chordata; Crocodylia; Alligatoridae.
AAAAAUAUACAAAUUUUACAGGAAACUUUGGAUCACCAGUAAAAAAGACUGGACCAAAUUCUCUUAUGGCCUGCUCUUGAGACGUACUUGGUAUUCACAAAACUGACUGAAGACCACAGAAUUGGUAUUUAAUUAAAAAUGCUGUUGUCAAUAGGAAUGCUAAUGCUGUCUGCCACUCAGAUCUACACCAUUUUGACAGUUCAGUUGUUUGCUUUCCUUAAUCUUUUGCCUGUGGAGGCAGAUAUUUUAGCGUAUAAUUUUGAAAAUGCAACUCAGACAUUUGAUGAUCUGCCAGCCAGGUUUGGCUAUCGAUUACCGGCUGAAGGCUUGAAGGGGUUCUUAAUAAAUUCAAAGCCGGAGAAUGCAUGUGAGCCUAUAGCCCCUCCACCACUUAAGGACAACUCCUCCAAUACUUUCAUUGUCUUAAUCAGAAGACUUGACUGCAACUUUGAUAUCAAGGUUUUAAAUGCACAGAGAGCUGGAUACAAAGCAGCUGUAGUUCACAAUGUUGAUUCUGAUGACCUGAUUAGCAUGGGAUCCAACGACAUUGAAGUUUUAAAGAAGAUUGACAUUCCCUCUGUCUUCAUUGGUGAGUCAUCAGCUAAUUCCCUUAAGGAAGACUUUACUUAUGAAAAGGGUGGCCAUAUUGUGCUAAUCCCAGAGUUCAGUCUUCCUUUGGAAUACUAUUUAAUUCCAUUCCUGAUUAUAGUGGGGAUCUGCCUUAUACUCAUCGUCAUAUUUAUGAUCACCAAAUUUGUGCAAGACAGGCACAGAGCAAGAAGGAAUCGGCUUCGAAAAGAUCAGCUUAAGAAACUUCCCAUACAUAAAUUUAAGAAAGGCAAGUGGAUCUUUCUUGUUUGCGUAAACAAUCCAACUUAACUGGGCUUAAAUAAAUACUAAUAUCCAUGGAUUUUCCCAUAGCUUUGAAAAUUAUUAUAAGAAUACUUAAGCUGAGUAUCAGAGUUAGAAUGAAAUC